Macadamia integrifolia is the source of this 1131-nucleotide messenger RNA. Its product is annotated as heat shock protein 83-like. Gene Ontology annotation, molecular function: ATP hydrolysis activity; ATP-dependent protein folding chaperone; ATP binding. Gene Ontology annotation, biological process: protein folding; cellular response to heat; protein stabilization. NCBI's taxonomy places the organism in Eukaryota, Viridiplantae, Streptophyta, Magnoliopsida, Proteales, Proteaceae. The coding region runs from base 274 to 1131 and encodes 285 amino acids. The transcript is spliced from 5 exons. Gene Ontology annotation, cellular component: perinuclear region of cytoplasm; plasma membrane; cytosol. The record is from RefSeq and is a predicted model, not a curated record.
GAGAGCGAAUACGAGAAGUCGCGAAGGGAGGGGGUAGAAGAACACUGAAGAAAGGAAUGGGAGAAAGUUUCCCUCCACAAUGGGUGAAGGAAAUACCAGAAACUCUUCACCCCACCCCACCCUAUAAAUAUCCUCUACACUCUCCUCUAACCUUGCAUUUUAGAUCGAAAGGCAUUCGAAUAGCGUUCAGAGAAAACCCUCGUUUGUUACUCCAGGCAAUCGGUUUCGUUCUUGAUUCUUCCUUUCUUCUUUGAUCUGUCGAGAUCAUCUGCAAUGGCGGAUGUCCACACAGGAGAAGCGCAGACCUUCGCCUUCCAGGCGGAGAUCAACCAGCUUCUUAGCCUGAUCAUCAACACCUUCUACAGCAACAAGGAGAUUUUCCUUCGAGAACUCAUCAGCAAUUCCUCGGAUGCAUUGGACAAGAUCCGGUUCCAAAGUCUGACUGACAAUAGCAAGCUUGAUGCGCAACCAGAGUUUUUCAUUAGGCUUGUUUCUGACAAGGCUAACAAGACGGUUUCUAUUAUCGACAGCGGCAUUGGCAUGACCAAAACAGAUUUGGUGAACAAUUUGGGAACAAUUGCAAGGUCUGGAACCAAGGAAUUCAUGGAGGCAUUACAGUCUGGAGUUGAUUUGAGUAUGACCGGUCAAUUUGGAGUUGGAUUCUACUCGUCCUACCUCGUUGCGGAUAAAGUUAUUGUGACUUCGAAGCACAAUGACGAUGAACAAUAUAUUUGGGAGUCUCAAGCAGGUGGUUCCUUCAAUGUGACGAGGGAUGUCAAUGGAGAUCCACUUGGCAGAGGAACCAAAAUCAACCUCUUCCUCAAGGACGACCAGCUGGAGUACCUGGAAGAGAGAAAAUUGAAUGAUCUCGUGAAGAAGCACUCCGGGUUCAUCAGCUAUCCUAUCUACCUCUGGACGGAAAAGACAACAGAGAAGUAUGUUACUGAUGAUGAAGACGAUGAAAUCAAGAAAGAAGAGGAAGGUGAUGUCGAGGUCGUAAAUGAAGAGAAGGACCGCAAGUCCAACAAGAAGAAGAAGAAGGUUAAGGAGGUGUCUCACGAGUGGCAACUCAUUAACAAGCAGAAGCCUAUCUGGAUGCGCAAGCCAGAGGAGAUCACCAAGGAAGAGUAG